UAGCAUAAGUAACAAUAAUGAUAUUAAAGCUGUAAUAUUAAUGAGCACUUUAAUGUUUAUGUUGUUAAUUACCAUCCCUCUUUACGGCAAGAUAGCAUGGCGUGCGGACGGUGAUGAUAUGGAGGAUGACUACGGUGAUGAUGAUGGUAACGAAAAUGUUUUUACCAGGAGCUACGGUAAUACAAUAAUACCUUUACCCACAGAAGAUAAGAAAGAAAGAAAGAAAAAAAAAAAAAUAAUAAUGAGAAAACCAUUACAGCGCCAUGAAUCCCGUCCACAGAAAAAGCAAACAGGAAAGCCCAUAAUCAAAGGAAACGUGAUGAGGACCGACUGACGGCUUCAGUCCCCCUGUCCUUCACAAUUAGUCCGCUGAGUAUGCCGAGCUGUGGCCACGUUCAGUACCCUUGUCCGUUGCGAAUCAAAGUGAAGUGAAAUACGAGGUAGUUCGGUAGUCACUGCGACGUAAGACAGACGUAAGGGGGUUGAAUAGCGGAAGUGGUGGUUGCGAUGAAAGGACUGGCCGUUGGGGCGUUUCUGCUGGUGGUUGCUGUGGUUAUUUACACGCAACCGAAGCUGGCAAGUGUGGUUGAUUUCAGUGCUGUCAAACACAACAGGGUAUGACGUUUUUAGGUACAUUUAAGCCCAGGUAUUUAUUGUCCGGCUUUUCGUAAACAAUUCGUGACAGUACAAAGGAAGGAUGGCCACUACUCUCUGUUCCAUGCUUGAGUUCAGACGGUUCUUCAUGCAUUUUGCUGCUGAUUUUUCGCUUACCGGAUCUUCUGACAAAUAUACACCGACUUUCAGCUAUCCAUCUGCUGUAGUGCUUCUAGUAUUACUAGUCGGCGUAAUUGACCAUUCCUGCAUCUUACUUCUGGCCAAGAUGUCAUCUAAGGCGAAGUUCCAGGAUGCCUGGCUGACGAAGCCUGAGUUCCAGCCGUGGCUUGAACGUGACGAUGGUGACUCAACGAGAGCCUAUUGCACGCUUUGCAAGGCCGGGAUGGGCGCAGCUAUCUCGACGCUGAGGAGGCAUAUGAAGGGCAAGACCCACGUCGCAGGCGAGAACAGGGCCAAGUGGAAGGCUGCUCAAGACUCUUCGCCCCCCAGCCCAUCUCUCAGUGCAACUGGUUUUGCAACCAUUCUUCUUUGUUGUUUCAUUGCAGAGCACAAUCUCCCCUUUACAUUGGCGGAGCCUCUCGCUGAGCUGCAAAGGCGAAUGUUCCCAGACUCCGACAUUGCCCAGUCUUUAAACAUCAAAAGGACAAAGUUCAACGAGGUAAUGAAAGCGUUAAGCAAAAUGGUGAGUGAAGAUUUGGCCUCGAAACUUAGGACAAAUCAAUUUUCCAUUAUCGUUGAUGAGACGACUGAUGUAAAUACCACGAAAUGUUUAGCAGUGUUGGUGAAAUAUUAUGAUAAAGAAAGGGACUGCAUUGAAGUAUCGAUGUUGGAUAUGAUUGAUAUUUUUCAGAGUAGCACUGUGGGGUCUACAGGUGAAAAUCUGUAUGAACUAUUAGUUGGGUGCUUGCAAUAUCAUAACAUCCCUCUCGAAAACCUUAUAGGAUUUGCAGCAGAUGGAGCAGCAAAUAUUAUGGGCGAGCAGAACUCGCUCUGCAGCAGAUUGAGAGCAUCCGCUCCAGGUAUAACUAUAUUCAAAUGUAUAUGCCACUCUCUCCACCUGUGCGCUUCGGAGGACCUAAUCAGAAAUGUAUUUUUUUUUUCUCACAGCGCCAAGAGGAAAAAUCAAUUUAAAGAUUUUCAAAAGAUUUGCAAUCUCAAACCCCAUAAGAUGCUGCACGCAUCACAGACUAGGUGGUUGUCACUUCACCAGGCUGUAGAACGAAUACUUGAGCAGUGGGAAGCACUACUUCUCUAUUUUAAAUCUAAAGAGGCAGAGGAUUUAAGACUGUUAUCGACAUAUGACAUUUGUUGUAAAUUACAGGACAAAUCAAUAAUAUGUUACUUAAAAUUCCUCAAUUUUAUCUUGCCCAAAUGCAAUAAUAUAAAUCUAUUAUUUCAGAGACAGACCCCCACUAUCCAUUUGGUAUACAAGGAGAUAAGGGAUUUAUAUCAACAAAUUGUAUUAAUGUUCUGUAAACCUGAUUUGAUAAAAAGAGUUCCCUUAGAAAAUACUGAUCCAAGGGACGAACACUUUCACGUGCCAACGUGCCAAGUUUGGUUGGGGUCUGCCGUUAAUGGGGAUUUUCAGUCUCCAGCACUGAAUUCAAAAUUGUAUGUAAUCUUGGACGUAAAAGAAAGGUGCAAGAAAUUUUUAAUAACUCUCUCUUUAGAAAUAACGAAAAGAUUUCAUCUUAAUGACAAGCUGUGGAAACUAACAGCUGCCCUGAACCCUCCCAGUGCCUUAGAUUGCAAUCUAAGAGUGUCAAUGCCGUCACUGGAUGAACUCGUGCAGUUACUACCAAGAUUAUAUGAAGGCAACAUUAGUACAUUGGCCGAUGAGUGGCGAUGCUUGCCAUGGCAUGAAUUCAAAAAUGAUAUGAGCAAUUGUGAAGCAAAAGAGGUCAAUCAAGAACAGAAUAAAAAAAUCACAGUAUUGCCACAGUUUGCUUUACAAGUCUUGUCGCUCCCAACCUCUAAUGCUGACGCAGAGAGAAUAUUUUCUAAAUUAUCAUUAAUAAAAACAAAAGUAAGAAAUUCACUGCAACUUCCCUCAUUAAAGGCCUUAAUAAUUAUAUCCGAAUUUUGUAGAAAAAGUGGCGGGAUUAAAAAAUGCGCCUUCUAUGUACAAUUGCGUAUGAGUUUCCAUUUUGUUGUUGUUGUUUGUGUUGAUUAAUUAUUUUUUUAAUAUAUUCAUUGUUAUAUCUUUUUUAUAUUUAUAAUUUAUUUGAAAAAUAAAUUAUUGUU
Messenger RNA from Penaeus chinensis, 2859 nucleotides. RefSeq lists its product as uncharacterized. Bases 698 to 2788 code for a protein of 696 amino acids. NCBI's taxonomy places the organism in Eukaryota, Metazoa, Arthropoda, Malacostraca, Decapoda, Penaeidae. The record is from RefSeq and is a predicted model, not a curated record. Gene Ontology annotation, molecular function: protein dimerization activity. The transcript has 4 exons.